AAUCGGUUUGGCUAUGGCUAGAGGUGUGAAGGGCAAGUUCAUGAUUUGACCUCGGUUAUUUGAGUUCUCAGUUGUCUUGAAAGCACCAAAAGAGUCACCGGCAAGGACGUCAGAGGACCACUUGACAGGAUCUGCGCAGCUACUGCGCUGUUUUUAUGUUCGACAACGUGCGUGGUCGCUUCCACUGUUUUCCAGCGGAUCGUCGCUAGCCUUGUCAGGCUGCGGAGGCUGUGUGCAAAAUCAAGGGACUGGAUUGACUACCCAUGUCGUUGUCCCGUUUGGUUUUGAAGUCGGCUUAAUGCUGUUUUGUUAUAGUAUUUCGUCUGUUAACUAUCAGGAGAAGUGAUCUGUCGACACAGAAUCUGUAGGGGAUGGUCACAGAAUAUUUCAACAUCUGAGAAUGAUCCUGGGAAACUUUUGAGGAAAUAGUAGGCCUAUGGGUCAUAAUGUCCCAGGUGAUGUAAGCCUUCUGUCUGCCUCUGAAGCCAAACAUGAGUGAGGUGCAGGCCACGGUGGAGUUCUCUGUUGAGCUCCACAAGUUCUACAAUGUGGACCUGUUCCAAAGAGGGUUCUACCAGAUCCGUGCCAGUAUGAAAGUGCCAUCACGAGUCCCUCACAAAGUAGAGGCCAGUCUACUCCACCCACCAGGUUCUGAUCUGGCCUUCCCUGCAGCUGUGGUCGAUGACGUCAUCUGCAGCAAGACCUUCCAGAUCCUCUAUAAGAACGAGGAGGUGGUUGUCAAUGAUGUGCUGGUGUUCAAAAUCAUGAUGCUGCUGGAUGAGAAGAAGGUAGAAGAAUCCCUCAAUGACAUGGACUUCCAGCUCUCUCUGGAGUUAUACUUCACAGAUGGAGACUUCUCGCCCGAGGAGCUCAGCUCCCUGCAGAACAUCAGCAGUCGUUCGCUCCGCUUGCACUUUAGCCUGAACCGAGGCAUCCACCAACACAUCAAUAUCAUGUUCGACUACUUCCACCUGUCUGUCGUCUCUAUGGCCGUCCACGCAUCCCUGGUUGCCCUGCACCAACCCCUCAUCAGUUUUCCCCGGCUAGUGAAGAGUACAUGGCUGAAUCGCACCGCCCCCCAGCAGAGUAAAGACUCUGUCAUCCCAGCCCUGGAGAAUGUGGUGUUUGGAACCAGCUAUGUCAAACAGCUGUCUGCUGAUGGCAGAACAUUCCUGGUGUCAGACCAAUGUCUGCAGCAUGCAUUCAGUCUUCACCACAGUCUCUGUGCCAGCCUACUGCUGGCCUACCAGGGCCUGUUUGGUUACUUCACCUCCGUCAGCAAGGACCUGCCCUCCUCACACCGCAUGGAGCUAGCCAAGCCCAGCAUGCAAGUCCUUUAUGAGAGAGUACUCAGAAGACCCUUCCCUCCAGACCAAAGGCACGUCUUUAUAGAGGAACUAGACGUUGAGAACCGUCUCACUGAGCUCUGUGAUCAAGUCAAGCAGAGAGCGGAGAGCCCGGACGAGCUGGCAGAGCUGGUCAAUAUGAACCUGGCCCAGCUGUGUUCCCUCCUCAUGGCCCUGUGGGGUCAGUUCCUGGAGGUGGUCUCACUGCAGGAGAAUGUUGCUGCCCUGCUGGCUGUGGAGCAUCACACACUCAGAGUGCGGAGAUUUGCAGAGGCCUUCUUUUGUCUGGAACACCCGAGACAAACGGCACUGGCCUAUCAGGAACUACAUGCUCACAGCCACCAGCAGAUGACCACAGCCAUCAAGAGUUCCUCCUACUUCCUGUCUCUACCACCACUUCCUGUUGCAUGUGCCGACCUGGACGGGGACGUCAGUUCCCUGCCAAUCAUCUUCGAGGACAGAUACCUGGACUCUAUCACGGAAGAUCGGGACGGGCCGUGGCUGGGCAUACAUAACCCCCGGAGUGGCUCCACUUCCUCCGGUAACUCUAAGGCCUCAUCCUCUUCCACUGCAGCUGCCGCAGCAUCCUUCCCCAGCCCCAUCCUGGAGCCUCGGCCCCCAACCAUGAUGGACACUACCUGGCCCGAUGACUGCCCAGACCUGCCCAAGUCCAAAGGCAAGUCGGUGAAACUGAAGAAGAACGCCAAGACGGAGAGGGAGAACGCCAAGAAGCUCAUCAGACAGGGAUCCAAGGACUCUGUGGUUCUGGUGGCUUAUAAGAACCUGGGGAAGGCCGCUAACUCGGCUAACCCUUCACAGCUAACACAUGGAGAAACUGACCAUGACAGAGAGACCCAGGGACAGGGAGAGGCUGGCCUGAAGCAGAGGGAGGAGAGGGAGCAGGGGGAGAGGAAUGCCUUGCUGGGGGUGACUGGGGGAGACUCCAACACUGACCUAAGGACUAGGAUCUCCAAAUAUUUUCCUGAGCCUGGUGCUACCACCGCCGCUGGACAGGCAAAUGCUGUUCUUAAUUUUGACUCUCUCCUUGAGGAUGACGUCCUAGUAGCUAGUGGCGUGGCUAGUCAGAAAGGUUACUUCACAGCCUUAGUGAGCUUGGACACACAGAACAAGCCGGCCCAGGCUGGUCCUGGAGCUGUAGCCGGAUUAGCCACCACAGAUAAUAACCAAGUAAUUAACAAAAAUGCUGCCGUUGACCACUGCAGCCAGCAGCUGCCCGAUCACUACACGCCUGGUUCUACCGCCACUGGACUCAGGCACAUUGAGGUCCAACCCUGUGACAAGGACCCGUACCAAGGAGACACAGUGACCGUUCUCCUGCCCUGUCGGACGGAUGGGGAUGGGACCUCCAAAAGAGAGAUCCCAGAAAUCACCCAGACAGACCUGUGUAUGUCCGACUCUAAACACCUUGCUAUGAGAGACUGGAGUUCUGAGGUGUCUGACAGGCCUCGGGGUAGAGGGGUAAUGACUGAGGUUAGUCAGAGGCCAGGCCUGGUGCUUCUACAGCAGGUGAAAGGUGAUUGUAUCAGGCUGCCACCAGACGGAGGUGCUGCUGUCCCCAGUGCCUCCUCCCGCCUCUCCGACUCUGGUAUCGAGAGCGAGCCCAGUUCCUUCGCUAUCCAGCUGGCUACCCAGGGUGGGGCCGUAGGGCUGGCUGGGGCCCCUGAGACUGAGUUGGGCCCCCAGCAGGCCGAACGGCCCCUACUCAGCCCUGCUCCCCGGCCCGUCCAGCCCACCUCUGUCCAUAAGGGCAGCAUGUGGACUAGAGAGGGCCUCAACCCGGAGAGCACAGUCAGCGGCGUCCAGUCUUCCCUCACCUCCAUCAACUCGCUGCCCUCGGAUGACGAGGGGGAGGGGGGUACGUCUGUGUCCAGGGGCUCCAGCAGUGUAGGAGGAGAGGAGGCCGAGGGGCCACCCGGCCCAGGGGGAAUGAGGAAGUCCAGUGUUCUGGUACAGGAGCAACAGAGCCUGGUGUUCUCUGGAGAACCACCACCAUCUGUCCCAACACGCUGCUCCGUACCCAGCCAAACGCACCCCGACGCUGGGUUGGGCCUCAACACCACUGCUAGUGGGGGUUCUGCAUCUCAAUAUCUGCCUCCUAGGACUUUUUCCUCAACCUCUGAGUCAACACUUAACACUGAUCCCAGGUUGUUAACAGGUUCCUCUGAGGGGGCCGUAGGGGGUCCAGGUGCCCCCCGUAGUGAGCCCCAGACAGCCUCCUACCCCUCCUCUAACUCCACCGCCAGCAGCAGUGACCUGGUCAAGAAGGGACUGGUAGAAAACUACUUUGGCUCGCGCUCCAGCACAGACGUCUCAGAGAUCAGCCCUGUAGAGACAUCAGCUAUCACCCUGGGGAUACUGUCUGGAGCGGGGCCGGGGCCGCCUGUAGAGGAAGACGAGGAAGAGGACAACGAGAUGAUAGAGAACGGCUUCUACGAGGAAGGAGACGGCUUGGCGUUCGUGAACGGUGUUGUUGACGAGGAGGAGGAGGAUGAAGGAGAUGGAGGGGCAGUAGGAAGGAGUCUGAUGUUUGAACAGUUGGGACUGGACCAUGUUCAGGAGCCCAGGGGUCUUCCUCCAGGCUAUGGUGCCCCUGUCCGCUCCCCCCUGGCUCCCAGCUCAGUGGGCUCUUCCCAGGGGAGAAUUCUAGUCCCUACCCCUUCCACCUCCCUCACCUCCAACAGCCUGCGCUGGUAUGACAGCGCCCCCACACCACAGAUGAAAGCUUUUGUUGCGGCCAAAGAGGAGUUGAAGCAGCUGAGACUACCAGGGUUCCUGUACAGUGAGGUGGGAGACCUGGCCUCCAGUGUCCCCUACUUUAGCCUGGAGGAGGAUGACAACUGUGACGAGGGCAUCCACCUCAUCGUCUGUGUCCACGGCCUCGAUGGUAACAGUGCUGACCUGCGUCUGGUGAAGACCUACCUGGAGCUGGGCCUACCUGGAGCUAGGAUAGACUUCCUCAUGUCCGAACGCAACCAGAAUGACACGUUUGCUGACUUUGAGCAGAUGACAGACCGGCUGUUGGAUGAAAUAGUUCAGUACAUUCAGAUCUACAACCUCACAGUCUCUAAGAUCAGCUUUGUAGGCCACUCCCUGGGGAACCUGAUAGUUCGUUCAGUACUUACCAGACCCAGAUUUAAAUGUUACCUGAGCAGACUUCACACCUUCCUCUCUCUGUCUGGACCUCACCUGGGUACCCUGUACAACAGCUCUGCUCUGGUCAACACAG
Messenger RNA from Oncorhynchus kisutch (coho salmon), 4593 nucleotides. RefSeq names its product protein FAM135A. Gene Ontology annotation, biological process: lipid metabolic process. Lineage: Eukaryota; Metazoa; Chordata; Actinopteri; Salmoniformes; Salmonidae. The record is from RefSeq and is a predicted model, not a curated record.